Molecule: messenger RNA, 2392 nt
Organism: Aspergillus homomorphus CBS 101889
Lineage: Eukaryota; Fungi; Ascomycota; Eurotiomycetes; Eurotiales; Aspergillaceae
Product: Zn(II)2Cys6 transcription factor
Exons: 4
Coding region: 109-2073 (654 amino acids)
Biological process (GO): positive regulation of transcription by RNA polymerase II
Cellular component (GO): nucleus
Molecular function (GO): zinc ion binding; transcription cis-regulatory region binding; DNA-binding transcription factor activity, RNA polymerase II-specific
Source: RefSeq, a predicted model, not a curated record
CCCACCCAACCACCCCCAAAUUGCUCCAGCUUCCCCUGUUUACCUUUGAUUAUUUCGUAUAGUGCAAAUGCAUAUUCCGCCGACCUUUCCCGGAUAAUGUGAGGCAGCAUGGUCGAUGUUACGCAAGGGACUUCGCGUGGCAUUCGGAAACCGCGCAAAUCCCGCGGCCGUGGAUUGCGGGCCACCACCGGCUGUCUGAUCUGCAAGAAGCGUCAUGUCAAAUGCGACGAGGCUCGCCCACAAUGCGGUCCGUGUGCCAAAGGCAAACGUGAUUGUGUUUAUGGCACCACAAGUCAACCCCAAACCCCCAGUUCGGGGCCCAAUACUGCCCCUGUCCUCGCCAUCCAUCAGCCACCCUCAAUAGAGCACCGGCCAGCGCAAAGUCAGUUGCAUGAGCCUUUGCAGGUGCUGGUUGAUGCCUGUCAGCAUCAGCGACCCGCGCCCGAAACACGCCCCUUGGCUCACGCUGCCUCCAUAUCAGCAUCUUCAGGUGUGCCGCCGGGCCAGACACUGACCCCUGCCUUCGCACCCCCUCACAGUAACCAUCUCACAUCUCCAACCUCGACUCACGAUCUAGCCCCUUCUCCUGCAACGGAUUCUUCGGUUUCCACGAGGCUGGCGCCUCUCAGCUGGUUUGAGCUACUGGCGGACGAUGCGGUCAACGCGGAUCGAAGCCUUGUCUUGUCCCCUGCCCCGGGUUCCUCACACCGACCAGGGGACCAUCCCACAGGAUUGGUCUCUCUCGACAAUCUCCUCCCACGCUCGAAAAGGGAGUAUGAAAGCUUCCAGGCGGCAGCCUUCAACCGCGACCCAGAGCUCGAGAACCGAAUUCCCGCAUCAAGCACAGACGAGCAGCCCGUUCACUUGCACGAUCACCCUUCCUCGUGGUCAACGCCGGCUCCCAUUGAGUUGACGGAACUAGAGCACCUGAUAUUCAAUCACUUCGUGCGAAAUAUGGGCCGCUGGUUCGACUUCUACGACCCUGGGAACCACUUAUCUUCUAUAGUGCCUCAAUUGGCUGUAAGGAAUCUAGGCGUUAUGAAAGCGCUCCUGGCCCUGGCAGCGCGCCACCUGUCGAUUUGGCAUGUGCAAAAGGACCGAGGACGUGGUGCUGGGUUCAUCAUACCUGGUUCGUUUAAAGGUUUCGGGGAUUUCCCCGUCGUCGAUCGCCAUCUUGCCGUCCAAUACUACUACGAAACCUUGAAUUAUCUCAAUAAGGCCAUGCAGUAUCCGAGCUAUGCCUCGAGUCGAGAGCUCAUAUCCACUGCCUUGCUCAUCAGCACUUACGAGAUGGUCGAUGGAUCUAACAGUGACUGGGAGCGCCACUUGAAAGGAGUGUUCUGGAUUCAACGGUUUCAGAACAAUAACGGUGAUUGUGGUGGUCUCCGUCAAGCGGUGUGGUGGAGUUGGUUGCGACAAGAUGCUUGGGUCGCCAUGCGCCAACGCCGGCGUCUCUUCAGUUUCUGGAAACCCCAGCGGCCCAUUUCCUCCCGGACCGCCCCCGAGCUAGCUUGCUUUUCCAUGUAUUUGCUUGCCCAAUGCAUUAACUACGCCUCACACGAAGAAACGACGACCAAUGACAUCCAAAGCCGGCUGGAGAGGGCUAACGAGCUACUCUGCAUGCUGCAGGAGUGGCAGGAUCACCUGCCAGCGGAAUUCAGUCCCCUUCCCACUGUACAGUACACAGAUGUCUUCCCACCCAUAUGGGUUCAUCCUCCCCCAUACGCGGCAGCCCUGCAAAUACACAGUCUCGCUAGAGUCCUCGUGAUCGCCCAUCGCCCCUCGACCGGCGGCUUCGAGGAUUACCAGGCCGGGCAGAAGAUGCUGAGGACCGCUUUGAACACUAUAUGCGGCAUUGCGCGUACCGUAAUGGAGGAUGAUUCUGCUGCGGCGCUCACAGCGCUUCAGUGUUUAUUUGGGGCGGGAAAGAGCGUGCACGCCCCUCGAGAACGAGCAACACUACUGGAGCUUGUUGAUAAGUUUGAGCGAUUACUGUGCUGGCCCAGUUACUCGCUUCGGAAGACCCUCGAGACGGAGUAUGCCAAAGAUGGGCUGCCCGGGUUCGCGGGAUGAAGAUCCGGUUUUGCCCUCGGCAAACUACCUAAUCUAUCGACAUGGCCGAUCCUCGGCUAAUCCACUCCCCCACAUCGGUUACGAAUAAGCAUGCGCCGCCAUGAGCAUCUGAGGGGGAGACCCAUUCCAUUAGAAGACGAAAUCGAGGUCCGAUUAUCUGAUCGCGUGGUUGGACCUGCCUUUCGUCCAAACGCAUUUCUGGGGCAUAGUCCUGUUGUGUCAGACAGAAGCUUGUUAUUCUGCGCGAUUACCCUACGGCGACUCUCCAGGGCAUUAUCUGGAACCUGCGAAUCAAUCUUGAUAGUUCAAUGUAUACUAG